This is a messenger RNA of Lethenteron reissneri (Far Eastern brook lamprey), 3910 nucleotides long. Its product is annotated as toll-like receptor 2. Gene Ontology annotation, biological process: inflammatory response; toll-like receptor signaling pathway; immune response. Gene Ontology annotation, cellular component: plasma membrane. Gene Ontology annotation, molecular function: protein binding; transmembrane signaling receptor activity. NCBI's taxonomy places the organism in Eukaryota, Metazoa, Chordata, Hyperoartia, Petromyzontiformes, Petromyzontidae. The record is from RefSeq and is a predicted model, not a curated record.
AAUAUAAAUGUAAAACUUUUUUCUUGAGAACUGCUUUGUGUGCUUAGUUUGUUGUACUUUCCCCACACCUCCGAUUAGGACAGAUUCCUAUAUGUACGGUGCGAAAUAAGUUUAACAUACAUACAUACACACAUACUUGCAAUGCUGUAUUUGUAUUGUGACUUAAGGUAAAUUUGACUGGGGUCUGUAAUCUCAAGUCGGCUAAACUGAUUUGUUCAAUGAUAUACCCACACUAUUCUUGCUCUAAUGGGAGCGGUGGCACAGUGGUUAGUGCACUGCGCUACGAUUCAUGCUCAUUGCCAACAUCAGUAAGGAAUAUCUGAACCGGCGCUGGGCCUCUCCUAUGUCGACUCAGUCUAAAAUGAGUACUAGUUGCGGUGUGUAAACAUGGGCACUUGGUAGACAAAUGCGGCCCGGCGUGGUGCUGGCCACUUACCCCCUUGUGUGCCUUGCCGGUCUAAAUCGGUGCUGCUAAAGACUAUAGAGGGAUAUUUGGCUUUAUUGCGCUGUGAUCCGGAUUUUGUUUAAACAGGUGCUGAGCACGGGCCCCAAAACGUCAAGCGGUCAGCAACAAACAGCACCGUCAGAGUGCUGGCUACGAGGGUAAGGGAACGCAAUGGAGAUGAGCGUGACUCUGCUGGUGAUGGUCGUCCUGAUGGCGGGAGCUGCGUGGAGCCAUAGGACUUCCAUCUUCAACGGCUGCCAGAUAAGAGGAGUCAGAGCUGACUGCUCACGCCUGGGCCUGCACUCUGUGCCUAAAUACCUCCCAGUCACCAUAACCUCUCUGGACAUGUCCUACAACCAGAUCUCUCGCAUUCAUAGAGAGCACCUGUCAGUACUUUCAGGGCUAAAAACACUCAAUGUGGGCUUCAACCAAAUAUCAAGCUUUGACCCCUGGGCUUUCUCAAACAACUCUGCUUUAGAAUACAUUGACCUGAGUAAUAACAGAUUACCAGGGGCAUGGGAUGACUCCUUUGCUGUUCUCAAGUCUGUAAGAUCUCUGGACGUUAGAAACAACUCUUAUAUUUCUUUACAUAUUCCAGGUUCCUUCACAUCUCUCAAGACUCUGUAUCAUCUGAAGGUUGGGGGUCCGAAUGUCACCGAAAUGCACCAAAGUGUCAGCGAGGCAAUGGAACUGGAACAUCUCUCCGUUGUGACUGGAAACCUGACUAUCUACACUAGAGGUUCUCUCUUGGCAUUCCACAGUCUAAAGAGUGUUACUCUGGCCUUAACCAUGCACACAAACAUUGAGCUGCUCACUGACAUAAUCUGUGAUGUCUCCUGUAACAGUGUGGAGUUGCAAUUGGAAUUCCUUAAUUUUACUGAUUACUCUGGUGAUGUAAACCCUUUUAAAUGUAUAUCAAAGCCACAGAGCAUGGUAGAAGUGUUAACUAUAUCACAUACCUACUUCGAAGAAUCUGCUGCCAAAUUUCUGGUAAAUGAAGUCAUAGAAACUACGAAACUAAGAUGUCUGAAUUUACGACACAUUAAAUAUGAAGGCUAUGGUUAUUUUCCUUUAAGGGAUAGUUUAAAGUCUGCUCCAAAUGUACGGCAUAUAUUGAUUGAAAGCUUUACUAUCAAAGGACCUUAUUCGUUUUAUGCACUUCUAAAUCUCCAACCUUUCUUAGUUAACGUUCAAUCACUGGCUUUAAUUUUUGUAAACCUCUAUUACUUACCUUGUGGAAUUUUAAGUGGCCUAACAAAUAUCCUUACCCUUGACAUUUCGGGUAAUUUGUUGACAGAGUAUACUUCAUUCCUGACAUGCUCUGAAGUACGACUACCAAACCUUACGGAACUAAUUCUUAGGAAAAACCAUUUGACUCAUAUCCAUAAUGUCGGUGCCAUGUUAAGAAUUUGUCCCUCUUUGAAACUGCUUGAUGUUUCUGAAAAUCAGAUCGUCAGUGAAUGGAAUUCCAAUUGCAAGUGGCCUUCGAAUUUGCAAGUUUUCAACAUCUCGUCCAAUUUACUAACAGAUGACGUGUUUGACUGCCUGCCAACAUCACUGCAGUCACUCGACGUGAGUAACAAUGAGAUCCAAAACGUUGGCAAUAAAUUGAUGAAGUUUGAAAACCUGAAAGAGCUGUACUUGAGUAACAACAAGCUGAGCACCAUCCCAGUUCAGCUACCCCAGGCUCUGCCCUGGCUGAAGGUGCUGACGAUCGCCAGAAACAUAUUGUGGACAGUGGAGCCCUCUGUCCUGCACCGUCUGGGUAAUCUCACCCUGCUGGACAUGAAGGGAAACCCAUUCUAUUGCACGUGCAACAUCCGCCACUUUGUCACUUUCUGUGAGAAUUCUUCACCAUUGCGCAUUGAAGGAUGGCCAUCUGAAUAUCACUGCUCCAAUCCAGAGAAUGAAGUUGGUAAACAGCUGUCCUCGGUCUCCUUCCCCACACUCUACUGUGACACAACAAUGAAGAGCGUGAUAGCCUGUGUUACUACAUUCGUUUGCACCGCUCUCCUGGUCGGGCUCUGCUGGUACCUGGAUGCGCUUUGGUACGUGCGCAUGACGUGGGCUUGGCUCCAAGCCAAGCGGCGGAAUUUCCUCUCAGACCCAGACGGAAACAAAGACUACGAUGCGUUUGUGUCAUACAGCCAGCACGACGCUGCCUGGGUAAUGGAGCAGCUUUUGCCUGAGCUGGAGUCGCACUCAGUACCACCGUUCCGACUCUGCGUGCACGAGCGGGACUUUGUUCCCGGCCGCCACAUCAUGGACAACAUCAUUGACUGCAUCGAGCAGAGCCGCAAGACUCUCUUUGUCAUCUCGCGGAGUUUCGUGGAGAGUGAGUGGUGCCACUACGAGCUGUACUUUGCGCAGCAGCGCCUCAUUGAGAGUCGAGACGACGCUCUGGUGCUCGUGCUGUUGGAGCCCAUCCCACGCGACUCGGUGCCCAGCCGCUUUUGCCGGCUGCGUCGACUCAUGGCGCGCAAAACCUACCUGGAGUGGCCUGCACACCGCGGGAAGCAGGCCCUCUUCUGGGCCAACCUGCGAGUCACGCUUGGCCGACAGAAACAACAGGAACCCAACAACGAUGCCAUUGCUUCGGCACCUCUAUAAAAAUCCGCCUGCAAAUUACAUUGCUGAUCCUAUUAUGCACAGAAGUGUAGAAUAACUUUCCGUUUGAAAUGAUCUAUAUUGUAUUACGAUUGAGUAACUGGCGUUUUGAAACAUACAUCUUUAUUUCUUAAACUUACAAUUUCUUAAACUGACAAUUGCAAAGCCACGCCUCACAGUAGGGAAUUGGAAUUAACAUCAAGGGUAUUCACCCAACGUUCUUUGUAAACGUAACAUAUAGUAAGCCCUCGUUUAAUGCGGUAGUUGCAUUCUUGAAAAGUGGCGUGUGAAGCUAACAAUGCUUUAAGCGAUAACAAUUUCAGAGAGUAUGCUGCUGCCUCACAGUAUCAUUCCGCAAACUGUAUCGAACCGCACAGCCACGCAGUUCAAUAAAGUAGUUCGUCGUCGACGUUUUAAUGGGCGCCAUUAAUGUUAUAAUGGAUGUAUUGCACGAUAUAACGGGUAUGUUCUGUCUUAUAACGGUAUGUAUUCCGCAUUAUAACAGUGCACGUUCCACGUUAUAAUUCCGUGUUGUGUAAAAAGGGUUCCCUGAUGGAAGAACUGCAUUCCAGCGAAAACGCGUGGUGUGAACACGCUUUAAGUGAGGACUUACCGUACUGCCUCUGUUAAACUGUGUUCUUGAUUGUCUAGACUAAAUGUAAAAUAUGAUUUAAGAUUGUGUUUUUAUAUACGCUACAUUUGGGGAUAGUGUCAAAUAGAAUUGCUGCACAAUAUUGAACCAAGCAUCACGUUACUGCUAUUCCAUUGCGCUGACAUUUAUAAGCCCAAUAUGUUGCACAGGUUUAAUUUUCAUGAUAUUGAGCCUCUUUUGUAAAUAAAACAUGGGCAGAACAUUUA